AUGGAAGCCUACCUGAGCAAACGCGAGGAGCUCAUCAGUGAAGACAGGGCCCUACGGCCAGACGGCUUUGCGUCCAAAAGCCUCACUCCCGAUGAACGCAAGGCGGACGAGAUCCUCAGGACCGUGCGGGCAGCGGAGGCGGAGUCGGUCUGGGGUUUGGACCGCAAGUCCAACCAUCCACAUGGAUCUCAGCAGAUGUUCCCGGGAAUGGAGUUCUUGACUGCCCGGAAGACGAUCAUGGGCACGAAGAUCUUCGACAUCCUCAGCAAGAUGCCCAAGGGUGGACUGCUCCAUGUGCACUUGGACGCAACCGUGCGUGCGGACGUUCUCUUGAAGCUCGCCCUUCAGCAACCCGCUAUGCACGUCCGCAUCUCCGGUGCUCUCGCCCUUAACAGCUUCAAGACGGUGCUCCCUGAGUUCCGCGCCCUCCCCCAGUCCCAGUGGACUCAGAUCGCUGGCAUCACGGACGCGCAACACGUUCCAGGCUCGUGGGUUCCCAUUCAGAACGCGCGCAACAACUUCGACAAGGCCAUGGGCGGCCCGGAGGGUUUCGACCAGUGGGUUAUUGGCUCCCUCAUGAUUGAUCCAUCAGAAGCAUAUCAUACACACAACACUGGGGCCAAGAUCUGGGAAAAGUUCGAGUCGACUUUUGGUGUGUCUGGGGGUCUUAUCCUGAACAUGUCGAUUUUUGCGGAGUACAUUCGAGAGUUCCUUCUGUCGUCAAUCGAAGAUGGAGUGUCGUAUGUUGAGCCACGCAUCUUGUUCUGGGACAAGUUCAUGGUCGGCGAAGACGGCGAACAAAACGUGCCCCACCGGGUAUGGGUUCAGACCUUCGAACGCGUCAUGAACGAAGUUCGUGCAAAAAUGCACGCGCAAGGCCGCGACGAUGAAUUCGUCGGCGCACGCAUCGUCUAUUCCACCGUCCGUGUAUGCGAGUCGAGCGAGCUCGAGUGGUUCUUGGAAGACUGCCUUGCGCUCGCCAAGGAGUUCCCACAUCUCAUCGCCGGCUUCGACCUUGUCGGCCACGAGGACUCGCUGAAGCCCCUCAUCUACUACUACGAGCCCCUCACUAAGUUUGCGGAGAGGCAGAAGGAGGAAGGCGUCAAUAUCCCAUUCAUGUUUCACGCCGGCGAAACAUGCGGUGAUGGCUCCCCAGCUGAUCUCAACCUGUAUGACGCCAUUCUGCUUGGCACUAAGCGCAUCGGUCAUGGAUUCUCCAUCUACAAGCACCCCAAGCUCAUGGAGAUAUGCAAGGAGAAGGGUAUUUGCAUUGAGAUGUGCCCCAUCUCAAACGAGAUAUUGCGGUUCACGGGCUCCAUGCCUAUGCAUCCACUUCCGGCCGUCCUGAACCAUGGUGUACACGUCGCACUCUGCUCCGACGACCCGUCGAUCUUUGGCAACAUGGGCCUCUCGUUUGACUUCUUCCAAGUUUUCGUGUCCAGCGAAGUUAGCGGAAUCGCGACGCUGCGCUCCUUCGUGUGGGACAGUAUCAAGUUCUCGAGCCUUGAUGACGAGGAGAAGAAAGAGGCGUAUGGCAAGUUGGAACGCCGCUGGACGACGUUCAUUCGCUACAUCAUCGACACCUACGGCCGCAGUAUGUGA
Epithele typhae is the source of this 1602-nucleotide messenger RNA. Its product is annotated as Metallo-dependent hydrolase. Lineage: Eukaryota; Fungi; Basidiomycota; Agaricomycetes; Polyporales; Epitheliaceae. Gene Ontology annotation, biological process: adenosine catabolic process; inosine biosynthetic process. Gene Ontology annotation, molecular function: adenosine deaminase activity. Bases 1 to 1602 code for a protein of 533 amino acids. The record is from RefSeq and is a predicted model, not a curated record. The transcript has 9 exons.